AUGGCCAAACAGACUUGGCAAGCUAUCCGCGAAUGUGAUGCUGUGAUUUUUGUCGUGGAUGGUCGUAGUGGAUUGGCCCCCCAAGACAUUGAAAUUGCUAACCGAUUACGAAAAAUGCAACGCCCUGUCACCGUUGUUGUCAACAAGGCUGAGGGCAUGCGUUACUCGGCCGUGGCUGCGGAUUUUUAUGAGCUAGGGCUAGGUGAUCCUUGUGCCAUUUCUGCUGCUCAUGGUGAUGGUGUACACGAUCUCAUUCAAGAAGUGCUUGAAAAAAUUGCCCCCCCUAGUGUGACCGAUGACCCUAACAUGGAGCAACCCAAUAUCAUUGAAAGCACUGCAAAUAAGUUAGAGGUAGAGGUAGAGGUAGAAGUUAAGGUUGAGACCGCCCCGCCCAACCAAACACAAGCCAUUGAAAGCGAAGACCCUUCUUUCACGCCCUCCGCCAACACCCCCUUUGACGGUGCCAUUAAAAUUGCCAUUGCCGGUCGUGCCAAUGUCGGCAAAUCGACCCUCAUUAAUACCUGGCUUGGGGAAGAGCGUGUG
Darwinula stevensoni is the source of this 543-nucleotide messenger RNA. Lineage: Eukaryota; Metazoa; Arthropoda; Ostracoda; Podocopida; Darwinulidae. The record is from the annotation of a GenBank genome assembly.